Molecule: messenger RNA, 4885 nt
Organism: Bufo gargarizans (Asiatic toad)
Lineage: Eukaryota; Metazoa; Chordata; Amphibia; Anura; Bufonidae
Gene: PCTP
Product: phosphatidylcholine transfer protein
Exons: 6
Coding region: 23-664 (213 amino acids)
Molecular function (GO): phosphatidylcholine intramembrane carrier activity; phosphatidylcholine binding
Source: RefSeq, a predicted model, not a curated record
UCCCGUCUCUGUGGCAGGGAUCAUGGAGCUCGGGUUCACGGAGGAGCAGUUUCAGGAGGCCUGGAGGGAGCUGGAUGAGCGGGCGCUGCCCGCCGGGUGGGAGCUGUUCACGGAGAGCAUGGGCAUUCAGAUAUACCGGCUGUACGACCAGAAAACGGGCCUCUAUGAAUAUAAAAUCUACGGUGGUCUGGCCGAUUGUCCAGCAGAGCUUUGCGCCGAUGUGUACAUGGAUUUGGAUUACAGAAAGAAAUGGGACCAGUAUGUAAAAGCUCUAUACGAAGACCAGAAUGGAGAAGACAAAGUGAUAUACUGGGAAGUGAAAUAUCCAUUCCCUCUGUCUAACCGGGAUUAUGUGUAUGUUCGAGAUCGGAGGGAUUUGGACAUAGAUGAGAGAAAAAUCUUUGUAAUUUUGGCUAAGAGUGCAUCAGUUCCACAAUAUCCAGAGAAGUCAGGAAUUAUCAGGGUCAAUGGCUACAAACAGAGCUUGGCAAUAGAGAGUGACGGCAGCAAUGGCUGUAAAAUCUUUAUGUACUACUUCGAUAAUCCAGGUGGCAUGAUCCCUUCAUGGCUUAUUAAUUGGGCAGCCAAGAGUGGCGUUCCAAAUUUCUUAAAGGACAUUCAGAAGGCGUGUAAAGGAUAUACAGCAAAAGACUCUUCAAAGUAGACAAAACAAGUGCAAUCUUUUAAAGGAAUUUUCUAUGCUUUUUGUUAGGAAAAAUUACAGCUUACAAUGCUGUAGAAUAACAAAAGGAUCAUUACUCACCUUACUACUCUACUCCCCUGCUGCUUCUAUGCUUAUACUUCUCCAGACCCUCUUCUUCCUUUUCCCAUGAUGACACGUCAGCACAUGAGACCACAGCAGCCAGUCACUUGCCGCAGCAGUGACCUCAGUGGUACUGACUUGUCCUCGCUACAGCCAGUGAUAGGCUGUAGUGGUCACAUGUUGUGUCCACAUAGCAAAGGAACAGGAAGACCGCUGCAGGGAAGUGGUAAGGAAUAACUUUUUUUCUCUAUUUACAGCUUUGUAAAAAUAAUUGUAAGGUUGGAUAGCCCCUUCAAUGUGAUGUCGGAUAACAAAUAAACUGAACUUUAAUUGAUAAUAUGUAAUUUUAAAUAAUAAUUGCAUUAUCGAAUGGUCUCUUUCUAUCUCUCUGUAUUGAGAACUGCUGAAUGAAAAGAAAUGGCAAUAUUCAGUCAGCUAGCUUGAUUAUUACAUUAAUUAAAAGGUCACUAACCUUGUCUAAAUCAGUUGUACAGGUAAGUAUAAGAAACUUUGUAAUAUAUCUAAUCAUAGAAAAAUGCAAAAAAAAUAAAAAAUGGGCAAACUAACAUUCUUUGUUUUAAGAAACAGAGACAUACUGCCAUCUCACUAAUGGAUCAGAUUACAUUCUGCUCUGUGAAGAGGGGAGGCUGAGUGCACUGACAUUCUGCCUCUAUCUCUUAAAACAAAGAAUCUUAUCUUAGCUUUGUGGGAUCUAACCUGAUAAGUGGAGAAAAAAGCAUUUUUCUCUGAUAACACUUAUUACAAAAUUCUUAAAUUCACCUAUAGCAGUGAUUUAUGCAAAAUUGUAUGGAAAGUGACCAUUUACUGUAAGUUUAUAAGCCUGAGGUAAUAAUGUUGGUAAUGUUAUUUAUAACUAGUAGUAGUGAAUUUUCAAUUUCCUAAAUCUGAAAUACUUGAUUUUUAAAAUCAUAGAAUUAUAUAUAAUAAUAAAAUAAAAAAAACUUACAUCUCCAGGCAGUACAAUGUUUCUUCUUCUGCUAACAAAAAAUGAAAUUAAAUUUUAUGACACAUUUGCCAGGUUUGUAUUUUUUAAAGUAUGAUAUAUUAUAAUAUUUUGCUGAGAAAAUAGAAGAAAGGGUAUUUGCUGUAUGGGGCUGCUUGUGUUUUUGCUAAGCAGUAUUUCUCCGUUUUCCUAAGCAAAGUAACCCCUAUAGAUUAAAUGGGUUAUCCAACCCCUAUAAUGACCCCCAUCAGCUAAUGCCCAGGCCCCUCAUAUAGGUUAUACUUGCCCCACUCUCUCUGCACCCCUGUUGCUCGCACAGACACGCUGCAUCUCCCCGCUAUGCGGAUCAAAACAUCCAGCGAAGGGGGGGGGGGCAGCCAAUAGCAGGCCGCAACGGGGACGGGUAAUGCUAGGGAGAUGCAGCAGCGGCCAUGCGGGCAUCUGGAGUGUCGCGGGUGCAGGUGAGCGGGGUAUAUAUCACCUAUAUGAGAGGCCCAGGCAUUAGGGGGGUCAUUAUAGUGGUUGGAUAACCCCUUUUAACAUACUGUAUAGCAUAAAAGCUAAAAAUCUCUAUCUGCAGCAUACCCCUUUGUGUAAACAGCCUUCUAUCGGUCAUUUGCAAUGGAAACAUAUAUGAGAAGAGGAAUAUCAAAAAUUUUAUGUAGGAAAAACAGGCCUGCAUAAGUAAAUGAAGACCGAUCGACUUGCUGUAUUGUUCAUCAAUGGGCUCUAACUGUUAAAGACAUGACAAGUAGCCCUCAGAGCACACAUACUACAGGGCAAGAACCUAGAUUUAUAGUAUGAGAUAAUAGGGACCUAAAGUAUUAUAUAAAUCUUCUAGACCAUCAAUAUCUGAUCGUUGGGGUCCAACACCCCAUACCUCCACCGAUCAGCUCUGGUUGCUUGAACUUGAACUGGUUGCUGCAGUGCCGCUCCCCUUAAAGCCUAUCAACAUCUUCAGAGGCAUUUUCAACUGUCUUUAUUAAAAAUGUUCAAUAGUUUCUGUUCUACAGCCUUCAUUUUCAUUGUAUCUGCAGAUUGUCUUGCAUUUUUCUUUAUAGAGAACCCAUCAGGCAGCUGCUGUGAAGGCUAGAUGUGAAGCCCUUAUCUCUGAACUCCUGACAGGUCAUAAAACAAGCCAUAUUCACAUUAGUUUGAUAAGAAUUUGGCUAUGAUGAGUGUUUAUGAGCUGGCAGUGGUUUAGAGAUAAAGGCUUGACAUUCAGCCAUCAGAGCAGUUGACUGACUGAUUCUCUAAAAUACAGAAAGCCUUCUAGUCUGUAGAUACAAUGAAAGUGAAGAUUGUACAACAGAAGCUGUUGAACAUUUUAAUAAAGACCAAUUGCAAAAAUGAUUAUUAGUCCAAAAUACGAUGCUAAAAAAAUACAUCUGAAGCCUUUAAAAAGAAUGGGAGCAGUGCUGCAGUGGCCAGCUCCGUCCACUACCCAGCGGUAGUAGCUGAUCUUGGACCCCCGCACUCUGCACUAGAGUGACCAACUUGUGUUUACAACUAUGCAUUUACUAGUUGGGACACCAAAAUGUGUUUUUUACAGCUUUUACCAAGUUUUACAUUCUUUAAAGCAGAUAUGUUAGCUUAAUAUGCCGCCCAAUGUAAGGCAGCAUAUCUACUAUGUAACAGCCAAAAUAACACACAAAAAUUGUAUUGUGCUGAAACAAUACAGCUGAUUCAUAGUUAAAGGGCUUGUCUCAUCUCAACAUUUAUAACAUAUCUCUAGGGCAUACAUGUCAAAUAAGUGUGGGCCCCACCUUUGGAAUCUGGUCCUAUCUCCAGAAGAGAAGACGGACACACCGCGUGAGCACCACCCUGUUGGUAGUCCCAUAGAGGUGAAUGGAAAGCAAUCAAUUCAAGCCCAGCCACCUCUUUAAUCAGUGCUCUGAAACUGCUGGAGCACUGGUUCUGCUAUUUUUGGAACUCACAUAGCAGGGAAUGGAGGAUAGUGGUUGGUGUAAGAAAUUAUUAUAUAUAAAUAUAAUAUAUAUAUAUAUAUAUAUAUGUAUCUACCCUCUUAAUGGGUUUGAUUCGAAGGUUGGAUGCAAAAAAUGUGAUACAAGAAUGAGCGUAAAAAAGAAAAAGUACUGUAUUUUUUACUCCAUAACAUGCAUUUUUCCCCAAGAGUGCAUCUUAUGAAGCGAAUACGUUGUGCAACGUCGGGUCACAGUGCAGCGCUACAAGAAGCGUUCUGAUGAAGAUUGGUGGUCUGAUUUGGGGAGUCUGAUCUGUUGUCUGAUGUAGAUUGAGGGUCUGAUCUGAUGUCUGGUGAGGAUUAGGGGUCUGAUCUGACAUUUUAUGAUGAUUGGCGGGUCUGAUCUGAGGUCUGAUGAGGAUUGGGGGUCUGCUCUGAGGUCUAAGGAUGAUUAGGGAUCCUGGUUUAUGCAAUAUGCCAUAAGUGUUGUGAUAGGACAACCCCUCUAAGGUAUGAGUCCAAUAUAUUAAUGUGGAAAGCACGCCACCAACCUCACAGCAGCCUCUUAGACACUGCAGAGAGGGUUUGGGGGAGGCAGAGAGAGGUGGGAGGAGUGUUCUUCACAUGAAUAUACUGGACUCAUACCCAUGAGUCCACUGUAUUCUUUCAGCACUCUUAGUAGCCAAUUGGCACAAUUUGUUUUCUGUUGUUUUGGCUACUAGGGGUUGGGACUGGUGGCUCUAAUAUACCGCCCUUACAUAGGGCAGCAUAUUAAGCUGACCUAUCUGGUUUAAACUACCUCCAUACUUCCUAAAAAAAACGCACAGCAGCAUGGAAUACAUGUAUUACUUUACCAUACAAGGGUAGCUCUCAUGACGUUUCUCAAAAAUCACUAUUGUAAUAUACGAUUUUGCAUUUUAUUUUUCCAAGUUUGUAAAAUGAAAAUUCUGAAUUGUACGGAAUAAUUGAAAAUGUACAUUUAUUUUAUUAAUGUGUCCUGUCUGUUUUUACACACGUUCUGUCUCAUGAUAACACAGGUUGAAAAACGUUCAACAAUUUCAACAUGUCCUACAGGGUUGCUAUGUCUUUUAUGUCAUUUUUAAUUUAAGUCACUUUUUAUCAUUUUGCUGGUGAUUUUUAAAAUGUAACAAAACAUUAUGAAUGUAGGUAUACAAAAUUAUUUGUCCUUUCUAAUGAAACUUGCAUUAUCUGGAAAAUGAAAUUGAUAUAAGAA